Vitis riparia (riverbank grape) is the source of this 1274-nucleotide messenger RNA. RefSeq names its product peroxidase 55-like. The transcript has 3 exons. Lineage: Eukaryota; Viridiplantae; Streptophyta; Magnoliopsida; Vitales; Vitaceae. The coding region runs from base 16 to 1026 and encodes 336 amino acids. Gene Ontology annotation, molecular function: peroxidase activity; heme binding. Gene Ontology annotation, biological process: hydrogen peroxide catabolic process; response to oxidative stress. The record is from RefSeq and is a predicted model, not a curated record.
AGCCAGCAAUGGACUAUGGAGAGGAAGAGAGGUGUGUUGAUGGAGAUGAGAAAAAUGCAGGCAUGGAGGAGGUUGUGUUUAGUGAUGGUCCUGCUGAUGGUGGGGCAGGGAGAGGGACAAUUGGCGGAGAACUUUUACAGUUCGAGUUGUCCCAACGUGGAAGCUAUAGUGAAACAGGAGGUUUCCACCAAGUUUAGUCAGACGUUCACUACAAUCCCGGCUACUCUUCGACUGUUUUUCCAUGACUGCUUUGUUGAGGGAUGUGAUGCCUCAGUCCUGAUUUCAUCACCAAAUGGGGAUGCAGAGAAGGAUUCUGAUGAUAAUCUCUCGCUUGCAGGAGACGGGUUUGACACUGUAAUCAAAGCUAAGCAAUCAGUAGAAGCAGCAUGCCCAGGGAUAGUCUCUUGUGCUGAUAUUCUGGCUCUAGCUGCCAGAGAUGUUGUAGUCCUGGCUGGAGGCCCUUCAUUCAGUGUAGAAUUGGGUCGUCGUGAUGGCCUUAUUUCUCAAGCAUCUCGGGUUGCAGGAAACCUGCCAGAACCCUCCUUUGAUCUUGACCAACUCAACUCCAUGUUUGCGAGACACAACCUUAGCCAGAUUGACAUGAUAGCAUUGUCUGGAGCGCACACUCUAGGUUUCUCCCACUGCAACCGCUUUGCCAACCGCCUAUAUUCAUUCUCCUCAUCCUCCCAGGUGGACCCUUCUCUAGACUCAGACUACGCCAAGCAGCUAAUGUCGUCCUGCCCUCAGAAUGUGGAUCCCAGCAUAGCAAUUGACAUGGAUCCUGUAACCCCACGAACAUUCGACAAUGAGUAUUACCAGAAUCUGGUGGCAGGAAAGGGUUUGUUUACUUCAGAUGAGGAGCUCUUCAGUGACCCUGCAUCUCAGCCUACAGUCACUGAUUUUGCCAAGAGCUCAGGUGAGUUCAAUGGAGCUUUCAUCACCGCAAUGAGGAAGCUUGGGAGAGUUGGCGUCAAAACUGGUGACCAAGGAGAGAUUAGGAAGGAUUGCACAGCCUUUAAUUCAUGAAGGCAAUGUCUCAGCAACAAAUUCUGUAAGGAAAUCCUCAUUAUCCAGUUUGCCUUACCAAUAUGUUAUCUACAGUUUGUCAAUAUAGUCAAGACAGUUCAAUUUUUUUUCCAUAGUCCCCUACAUUUACUCUGUUUUCUUAUCGCCUCUGUAUGUGAACUCUUCGUUUUUUUAUCCUUGUAAUGUUCAUAUUCUUUCAUAAUAAGACUUACAACAAUGAAGGUUUGCAAUUUUAUUUUAUUUUUUUU